Hibiscus syriacus is the source of this 1371-nucleotide messenger RNA. Its product is annotated as tRNA (guanine(26)-N(2))-dimethyltransferase-like. Gene Ontology annotation, molecular function: RNA binding. Gene Ontology annotation, biological process: tRNA N2-guanine methylation. Gene Ontology annotation, cellular component: nucleus. The transcript is spliced from 6 exons. The coding region runs from base 55 to 1326 and encodes 423 amino acids. Lineage: Eukaryota; Viridiplantae; Streptophyta; Magnoliopsida; Malvales; Malvaceae. The record is from RefSeq and is a predicted model, not a curated record.
UGUGGUUGAGGAAAACAUGGCCAAGUCCCAUUUGAUGCCUAACAUAUUCCCGCCAUGUUCGUUCUCAAUCCUAAAACCCUAUUCGCUUCUCCCUUCAUACCCAGGAAAACCUCAAUUUCACCUCAAUUCUCAAACUUCAAGUCUCGGACAUACUGCAAAUCCAAUCAAAUAACCGAAAGGGGUAUCCUUUGCGACACCAGCGACACCUUUUUCCGCCUCGAAAGCGCCACCGGCCGAGACCUCGGGGUCCUUUCAGCAGCACUCUACAAGCAAUCCAAAGGACAAUUAAGAGUCCUCGAUGCAAUGUGCGGGUGCGGGAUCCGUUCCCUUCGCUACCUUAUCCAAUCGAAAGCCGAUUUCGUGUUGGCCAAUGACGCAAACGAGAGCCACAGGAGAGUUAUUCUGAAUAAUUUAGGACAAGUUGAGAGGUUUGAAGGUGAACAAAGGAGAUGGGUAGUAACGCAUAACGAAGCCACUCGGAUUUUAACGGAUUGUUACUUGCAAAGGGAUUAUUUUGAUUAUAUCGACUUGGAUUCGUUUGGGAGUGAUUCUUCUUUCUUCUUAAGGGCUGCUUUUAGUAGUUUGAAACUCGAUGGAUUGGUUUACGUUACUUCCACUGACGGUUUCUCAUCAGGGGGUCACCGCCCUUUUCAUUCAUUAGAAGCAUUUGGGGCAUAUGUUCGUCCAAUGCCAUAUGCAAACGAGCUUGGUUUGCGAAUCCUAAUAGGUGGGGCUGUGAGGGAGGCUUCUGUGCUCGGCUACCGUGUUACCCCACUUUUUUCAUACUACUCUUGCCAUGGACCUGUUUUCAGAGUCUUGCUCCAAAUGAAUCGAGGGAAGCUACCGGAGAAGAGGGAUUAUGGUUUCAUCUGCUACUGUAAUCGCUGUGGAAAUUCGCAAGCAUUUUCAUGGGGUAAACUUGGUCAAAUCAGUUGUCCUUGCAGUAACACGAUACAAGAUGCUGCAUCACUUGUUGUGUCAGGCCCUUUAUGGACAGGACCUCUUCAUAGUGGAAAUUAUAUCAUGGAAAUGUUAAACUUGGAUGAGCAGUGGGGAUGGGUGGGCAAAGGUGCAGGGACUGGUCUAGAAAAGCUGCUGAAACGGAUGUUGGAAGAAAGUGACCCCAGAUUACCAUUUGGAUAUAUCAAACUCGAUGAGGUGGCAAGUCGUGCAAAAACCGAUACUCCUUCCAUAAGUUCUAUCAUGAACACCCUUCACAAGGAGGGAUAUGCUGCAAGUAGAUCACACAUUGCCUCCAGUGCGAUCAAGACAGACUGUCCCAUGGCAGGAUGCAUCAGGAUUGCCCAGAAAUUACAUGGAUGCUGAAAAUCACAAGUUUUGAAGCCAUAUUAGCCUUAACAGUGUGUUUGG